This is a messenger RNA of Mauremys reevesii (Reeves's turtle), 2166 nucleotides long. It is a transcript of the gene TLDC2, whose product is annotated as TBC/LysM-associated domain containing 2. The record is from RefSeq and is a predicted model, not a curated record. Gene Ontology annotation, biological process: response to oxidative stress. The transcript has 5 exons. Gene Ontology annotation, cellular component: nucleus. NCBI's taxonomy places the organism in Eukaryota, Metazoa, Chordata, Testudines, Geoemydidae. The coding region runs from base 66 to 893 and encodes 275 amino acids.
GCCAGGGGUGCUGGCACAGGGCCUGACUGCUCCAAGGCUCUGGACCCUUGAGAGGCACAGGCUGGAUGCUGCCCAGUGGGCUUAAAAUGCCCUCUUCUCCUGAAGGGCUCACCAGGCAGGGCAUGGGUGGUGCCAGCCCAUUCUCUGUGCACCAAUGCUCUCUGGACGGGAUGGCCAGGAGUGCCAUGGCUGAGCCCAAGGGGGAAGUGCUGCUCUUUGUGCUGGGGUCCCUUAUCUCUUCCCCAAACGGCGUGGGCAUCUCCCCCCAGACUGGCUGCCCGGAGGAAGCCCAGCCCCUGCAGUGUGUCGAGACUGCUGAGCAGGAGGACCCAGGCCGGGCAGGUGCGGAAGUGACAGCAUCACCCCCGGAGGAGCCCUACCAGCUGGUGCUGAAUGGAGAGAGCAACGUCCUGCGUGCAGAGCAGGUCCAGCAGCUGGUGCCCCACCUCCCGCCAAGAGUGACCGGGUACCCUUGGAACCUGCUCUACUGCACCGCCAGGGAUGGGUUUAGCCUGAAGAGCAUGUACAGGAGUAUGAACAAGCUGAGUUCUCCUGUGCUGCUGGUCAUCCAAGAUACCGACGGGCAGACGUUUGGGGCCUUCUCCUCCACUGCCAUCCGACUCAGCAGCUGCUUUUAUGGCACAGGGGAGACUUUUCUCUUCUCCUUCUCCCCGGAGCUAAAGGUGUUUAAGUGGACAGGCACCAACACUUUCUUCAUGAAAGGCGAUGCAGAUUUGCUAGUGAUUGGCGGAGGCAGUGGCAAAUUCGGCCUGUGGCUGGAUGGGGACCUGUACCAUGGGGGCAGCCACCGAUGCGAGACAUUUGACAACGAAAUCCUGUCGCCCCAGGAGCAGUUCUUUAUUCGGGACCUGGAGGUUUGGGCCUUGACCUGAGCCCACCACACCAGGGGCCGUGGGAACUGACUGCUUUCACAUGGACCCUAGCUGGGCCUGGCAGCUGUUCCCAGCAGUGUCUGGAACCCUUCCAGAAGGUGGUGCUCAGCCCCUCUUCCCCUUACGCACAAGGCUUUGCCAGGCUGUGCUCCUUUCUCCUCCCCGGCCAGCACUCACGCUCCAGAGAGGGCAGCGGGGGCGUUCCCACCCAUUUUCCUGUCAGGGUGCUCACCCUGCGGGGCAUCAGAGCAGCCCCAGUGGGUGGCUCCACAAGCACUGGAUUUCAAUGCAAACGGAAUCUCACAGGCAACUGGGCAAUUUAAAAAUUAAAUUCCCACGUGAAGCGACUGAGUGUUAGCAGCAGGGGAGCUGCCUGCUGGGACAUGCCCUGCCAGUCAGUGCUGUGAACUUGGGAAGUGAGCUCAGCUGUUGUUCACAGUGAGUGAGGACAACCUCCCCUCCCCCCUGGCAGAGACAGCAGGGGCAGCAUGAGGGUAUUGACAUGGGCUUGCUCGGCCCUGCCAGCGUUUAGCGCUCCAUGAGAUGUGAGGGCCAGGGCACCUCCCCCAUCCCUGCUCUCAGAGAAGCUUAUUGAAGUUAGGCCAAGAUCAGCUACAUGAAAGGGGCACAAGGACCACACGUUUUUCUGUUGCUUGUAACGAGAUGGGCCUGAAUCAAAGCCCUGAUCCCAGCACCCCAAGUUGCAGGACAGCUCAGGUCCAAACUCUGCCACUGUCUCCUGUCCCUGUAACAGGCCAAAACAAAUCCCACAGCAAAAUCCCUCCUGACUCCUCCUCCCAUGAAGUCAGGGCCUGAGCAGAGCAUGGCAGCUGGCACCAAUGCCCAGAGACUACCACUGUGGACCCAGAGAGCCUGCAGCACUGAUGAGCUGUUGGCUUGAUAUGGCAUCAGACUUCUCACCACAGCCAGAUGACUAGGAGCUAGCUGGAAACGGCAGCACUGCUUCCAGGCAGCUGUGAACUCUGUUCAGACUCCGGAGGCUUAAAGCACAUGGGAGUCAGCAUUUGGAUCCCCUCACAGCAAGCUGAGCCCCAAGAGGUGAGGAGUUGGUGGCUGUCAUGGAUGUAGUCUAUCAAGGACUGUAUGGCUCCACCUAUUCAGACACCAGAGUUGCUUCUAAAACUUGAAUAGGCAGAAGAAUCCAAAUCAGAUGCUCUGGGAUCAGCAAGGGUAGCACAGAGGUUUACUGGCCAAUGAAAUGCAACACCUGGGGCAGGGGUAGGCAACCUAUGGCAUGUGUGCCAAAGGCAGC